AUGAUUAAAAAAUUACCUUAAGAAGUAAUUAAUAAAAUUGCGGCAGGGGAAGUAGUUUAAAGACCCUAUUCAGUUGUAAAAGAAAUGGUUGAAAAUUCAAUAGACGCCCAUGCAUAAAAUAUCACAAUUUAUUUAAAUAAUGCAGGGUUAGAUCUAAUCAGAAUUAUUGAUAAUGGAGAUGGAAUUAUGAAGGAAGACUAUGAAUUGUUAUGUGAAAGAUAUGCUACAAGUAAGAUUCGAGCUGCAGAAGAUUUAUUUCAAUUAUUCUCAUUUGGAUUCAGAGGAGAGGCCCUGGCUUCAAUAUCAUUUGUUUCUGAAAUGACAGUGAUCUCUAAAAGGAGAGAUCAAGUUUUAGGAUACAAAGGCACAUACAAUAGUCAGAAACUGUUGAGUAUGUGUCCUAUUGGAUGCUCAGAUGGUACAGAAAUUUAAAUAGCGUAAUUAUUUUAUAAUUUGGAAAAAAGGAGGUAAGCUUUGAAUAAAUCAGAGGAGAAAAAAUCUAUAUUGCAAUUAAUUUAGAGCUUGAGUCUUCAUCACUCUUCAGUUUAGUUCAAAUUAUUUUAUGAGAAUAAAUGUGAGUUCUCAUCUUUCAGUAGAUUGGAUACAAUUUCAUCUAUUAUGAAGAUUAACUAAUCAUGCAUUUAAGAGAAAUCUUUCAAUUCUGAUAUGUAUAAAUAUGAAUCUCAUCUGAUAUUUACAAAAUUGAGUUCUGUUAAAUACAAGAGGGAACUAUGCCUAUUCAUAAAUGACAGAUUUGUUGAUUGUGAUACUCUGAAAAAGAAAAUCACUCAAGCCUAUUAAGAUUGCUACUUGUGCCUACGAGUUGAAGAUGGAGGAUAUUAUGUUUAUAUAAGCAUAAAAUUGCAGCCAAAGGACAUAGAUCCAAAUGUUCAUCCAAAUAAAAAAAUAGUAAGGUUUUUGAAUGAGGAUGAAAUUAGUACUGAAAUAUCGGAAAAAUUGAAAUAGGAAUUAUCCCCCUAAUAAACAGUGAAAUUAGUACAGACUGUGUUAUUCCAACCAAAGUCUCAGGAAGAACAGAAAAAGAAUAGUUUUAGCUUUAAGUAAUCAAUUUAGAAUCAGCAACAAUAUUAAAAAGAGAAGGUCAGAAUUGAUCCAAAGACCUAGACGUUAUUAUAAUAAUUUGCAAAAAAGUCUCAGGCUUAAUUGUCAUAGAGCUUACACAGCAUGAUCCCAAAUACUUAAUCCCAAAAAAUAGAAGAAGAAAGUAAUUCAAUUAUUGAUGAAAGUAUAAAUAUAAAGUGUGAGAACCAUAAUUUGGAUGAUGAAUUAAACAAAAAUUAAAGUGUAAAAAUAAAUUAAGCAAACUAAGGAUCUAAAAUUUAAGAAGAAAAACAGCAGAUUUAGGUUUCUAAAACACAACGCUUUAAACUUUCUGUUGAAUCCUAAUUAGAAUUAUUUAAUAUUUUAUAGAAAAAGCAUCAUAAAGAAACUUAAGAGUUUUAUAAGAAUAUCUCCUUUGUUGGAUUAUUAUAAGAUUAAUAACAAUUACUAAUUUAGAAUGAUACUAAACUGUGUCUAAUAAAUGUAAUUCCUAUGAUAUUUAAUAUGAUUAUUGUUUAAAUAAUGCAAGGAGAAAUACCAGAAGGAGUCCUGCUAAUAGAGAGAUAACCAGAUUCAUUAUUACGAAUAAUUUGCUUAGAUUCAUAAGAGUAUUUUUUGCAGAUUAAUGAAAAUGAUAUUGAAACAACAAUUUAGUUGGCUGAAUACUUGUCUUUACUAAAUUACAGUAAUGAAUUUAUUAAAAAUUUUGUGCUGCCCUUUUUCAAGAAGUACAGUGUUUCAGUAAUAUAAAAUGAUGUUCAGGUAGUUCUAAGAUUGGAGGAUUUGUAUAAAUAUUUUGAAAGAUGUUGA
This is a messenger RNA of Paramecium octaurelia, 1872 nucleotides long. The record is from the annotation of a GenBank genome assembly. Lineage: Eukaryota; Ciliophora; Oligohymenophorea; Peniculida; Parameciidae.